This is a messenger RNA of Exophiala xenobiotica, 1954 nucleotides long. RefSeq lists its product as uncharacterized. Gene Ontology annotation, biological process: Golgi organization; endoplasmic reticulum to Golgi vesicle-mediated transport. NCBI's taxonomy places the organism in Eukaryota, Fungi, Ascomycota, Eurotiomycetes, Chaetothyriales, Herpotrichiellaceae. The record is from RefSeq and is a predicted model, not a curated record. The coding region runs from base 227 to 1903 and encodes 558 amino acids. Gene Ontology annotation, cellular component: Golgi apparatus. The transcript has 4 exons. Gene Ontology annotation, molecular function: small GTPase binding.
GACCUGCUUCUCAUAAGAUCAUCAAGAGCGAGGACCCUUUUCGAUGACUUGUUGAGGUUGUUGAUGAAGGGAUGAAGAGUGGUGAAGCGAGCUGCGAGGCCUCGUACUUGUAGAUUGGACCCUCACAGACCCUGCACCAACGUACUGGAUGCGCCCACGUGGGGAAUUAUUGACACCUUUGUACCAUUGAAACAACGACUCGACAAUAUUCUUAUAUCUCGCAACCAUGUCGUCCACGAAUAUGUCUUCGAUGCCUCAAGGAGACCAGAAAUCCAAGAAAAAGAAAAAGUCCAAGAAGAAAGGCAACAACGCGCAAGUAGCCACACCCACCACUCCCGUAGAGAUUCCAGACGCCACCGAGGCUCCAGAACCGAAAGAUGGCGCCGAAAGUGACGAGUCAGAUGUCGAAGUGGGAACGGCGGCAUCGUCUGAAAAGCAGGACACCGCAGAAGAAGUGCCAGCAGACUUGACUAACGGCGUCACCAAACCUAGGAAUGAUGAGAAGAAGGGCGACGACGACGACGACGACACGGCAGCCCGCUUUGAAGCUCUGGUCAAAGACCGCGACGCCCUUCGCCUGGAAGUCACCGAAUUACGCAAAUCUUUGGAAGAAUUACAGUCCAAGCACGCCGUCGAGAUCGAGACUGCGCAGAAUGAAUUGGCCGAAGCCCAAACCGAGAAAGAGAACGCAGAAGAACAAUACCAGUCACUGCUGGGAAAAGUGAACACGAUACGCUCUCAACUAGGCGAUCGACUCAAAGCAGAUGCUGAAGACCUCGCCCAAGCACGCACCCGUAUCGAGGAACUCGAAGAACAACGGACCGACCUGCAAGAACGCUACACCGCACGCUCCGCCGAAGUCGAAGAACUCUCCGCGCGCAAUGCGAACCUGACAUCCACCAACGCAGAACAGUCCAAAGAACUAUCCACGCUACGCAACCGCCUGACCCUCAGCCAGCAGAACUGGCUCAAGGAGAAAGAAGAACUCCUCGAGUCCGAGGCCUAUGUGCGCGAGGAAUUCGAAAGCGCCAAACAAGCCAUGCACGACUGGGAAGUGCUCGCCAUGGAAGAACGCACCAUCCGCCGCGACCUGACGGACCGUAACGCCGACCUUGAGGAGCAAGUGAACACUCUGAAAGAAGCGUACGAAAAAGCAUCCUCCGAGCGCGACACCCAGUCGUCCACAGUCGACGGGCUCCAAAAGGCGCUCCAAGAGAUCCAGACCGUGCGCAAACAGGAGCUCAAAGAACUCGUCGAAACGAAUCAGGCGGAGCAAGAGAGCCUACGUAAAGAACUUGCAGAAUUGCAGUCCAGCCACGAAGCCACGGUCGCGGAACUGGAAACCACCAAGAAGGACCUCGAACGUGUCCUACCGUUUGAGAAGGAGGUCAAAGAAAAGAACCUCCUGAUCGGCAAGUUAAGGCACGAGGCAGUCAUAUUGAACGAUCAUCUCACAAAAGCGUUGCGGUUUCUCAAGAAGGGGAAACCGGACGACAACGUCGACAGACAAAUUGUAACGAACCAUUUCUUGCAUUUCCUCCAACUCGACCGGUCCGAUCCGAAAAAGUUCCAGGUUCUACAGCUCAUUGCGGCUCUGCUAGGCUGGAACGACGAGCAGCGAGAACAGGCCGGGCUUGCGAGACCCGGUGGUGGUGGUGCCAGCAGCUCGAUGACAGGGUCACUACGAUUGCCCGGGUCGCCGCUUGUCCAUCGUACGCCGAGCACGCCCGCGCUGCAUCAUGAUUAUUUCGGGCCGGACAGUGCAACGAGUCCGGGCAGCAAGGAGACACUGUCGGAGUUGUGGCAGGACUUCCUCGAGAGGGAAGCAAGUGUAAACAAUAGUAGGACUGGGAAGUCGAGGCAGGCCAGUCAGAGUAUGAACAAUCCGCCAUCGACCAAAUGAGAAAUAAAAAGUAAUAAUGGGUUGAACCAAUGCUAUAUGCCAUCUCAUCUG